Messenger RNA from Komagataella phaffii GS115, 1239 nucleotides. RefSeq names its product Essential serine kinase involved in the processing of the 20S pre-rRNA into mature 18S rRNA. The record is from RefSeq and is a predicted model, not a curated record. Gene Ontology annotation, cellular component: preribosome, small subunit precursor; cytosol; nucleus. Gene Ontology annotation, molecular function: ATP binding; protein serine/threonine kinase activity. Lineage: Eukaryota; Fungi; Ascomycota; Pichiomycetes; Pichiales; Pichiaceae. The coding region runs from base 1 to 1239 and encodes 412 amino acids. The transcript has a single exon. Gene Ontology annotation, biological process: protein phosphorylation; maturation of SSU-rRNA.
AUGAAACUCGAUAUAUCACACAUGAGGUACCUCACCAAUGACGACUUCCGAGUUUUAAUAGCUGUGGAAUUGGGAUCUCGUAAUCAUGAGGUGGUCCCAACACCAAUGAUCCAUCAAAUCGGAGGGCUUCGUUCUCCGUCUACUACUAACAGAUCCAUCUCUGAUUUGGCCAAACUAAGCUUGAUUUCAAAGCUUCGAAAUGCCAAGUAUGAUGGUUACAGGCUGAGUUAUUUAGGAUUUGAUUAUCUGGCGCUGAAGAGCAUGCUGAAGAAAGGUUCCUUGUACUCUAUGGGUUCCCCAAUCGGUGUUGGUAAGGAGUCUGAUAUUUAUCUGGUUAGUGACCCUAAAGGAGUGGAAAAGGUUUUGAAAGUUCACAGACUGGGUAGGACUUCAUUCAAAACAGUAAAGAGAAACAGAGAUUAUUUAAAGAAUCGGCAGUCAUGUAACUGGAUGUAUCUUUCCAGACUAGCCGCUGAAAAGGAGUACAUGUUCAUGAGCAUCUUAUACUCCAAUGGAUUUUCAGUCCCCGAGCCUUUUGAUAGUUCCAGGCAUUGCAUAAUAAUGGAGUGGAUUAGGGGUGUUACAAUGAGAAGGCUGAGAACUCAUAAAGAUUACAAGAAGUUGUACUCUGAACUGAUGAGAUUUGCCGUGAACCUUGCCAACCACGGAUUAAUUCACUGUGAUUUCAACGAGUUCAAUGUCAUUAUUAGAGAUGAUCCGAAACCCGAUGAGCCUGGGUUUGUGGUCAUAGAUUUUCCUCAAUGUAUUUCCAUUGAACACCCCGAUGCUUCUUUCUACUUCAAGAGGGAUAUCGAAUGUAUAAGGAAGUUUUUUAGAAAGGUAUUCAAUUACGGUCCAACUUCUGACACUUCAAUGAUGGACGAGGAUGGCUUUGGUGAAGGUUUUAAAUAUGCUUACCCAGUAUUUGAGAGGGAUGUCAAACGUAUCAACAACUUGGAUGUGCUAGUGGAAGCUUCUGGUUUCAAGAAGAAUAAGAAAAAUUCUGACCUCGAGACAGCAGUUCAAGGAAUGCGAGAGUACACCUAUGAAGAGGAAGAAGGUGAAGGCUCAACUGAAGAAGAAUCUGACUACGAAGAUAGCCUUGAAUUUGAUGAUUCUAAAUCAGAAGGCGAACAAUCUGACCUUGCUGAGGAAAAUGAACGAAUUGUCCAAGCCCUCACAUCUGGUGUUGAAAACCUAAAGAUGGAUAAACUUGGUAAUUACAUAUUGGAUGAUUAG